Messenger RNA from Cicer arietinum (chickpea), 1714 nucleotides. Its product is annotated as ATP-citrate synthase alpha chain protein 2-like. NCBI's taxonomy places the organism in Eukaryota, Viridiplantae, Streptophyta, Magnoliopsida, Fabales, Fabaceae. The record is from RefSeq and is a predicted model, not a curated record. Gene Ontology annotation, molecular function: succinate-CoA ligase (ADP-forming) activity. Gene Ontology annotation, biological process: tricarboxylic acid cycle; succinyl-CoA metabolic process. Gene Ontology annotation, cellular component: succinate-CoA ligase complex.
ACUUUCUCCUUAAGUUCUAUAAAUAUAUUUCAUCACUUCAUAGACUCACCAACCAACAACACACUACCAACUCACCAUUGGAUCUACCUAUCUCUCACCUUCUUCUCCAUUGAUCCGUUUCUCUCUCUAACGGAAGGAUUUGUGUUGAACAUUUAAGAAGAACCAAUGGCACGCAAGAAGAUUAGAGAGUAUGAUUCUAAGAGGUUGUUGAAGGAGCAUUUUAAGAGAAUCUCUGGACAGGACUUACCAAUUAAGUCUGCACAAGUUAUAGAAUCUACUGAUGUCAAUGAGCUAGUAAAGAAGGAACCAUGGCUUUCAUCUUCAAAAUUGGUUGUGAAACCUGACAUGCUAUUUGGAAAACGUGGCAAAAGUGGUUUGGUUGCUUUGAAUCUGAAUUUGGCUGAAGUUGCUACUUUUGUGAAAGAGCGUCUUGGAAAAGAGGUGGAGAUGAGUGGAUGCAAAGGACCUAUAACAACUUUCAUUGUUGAACCUUUCAUUCCACAUAAUGAAGAGUUUUACCUUAACAUUGUCUCAGAGAGACUAGGGAACAGUAUAAGCUUUUCUGAGUGUGGAGGAAUUGACAUUGAAGAGAACUGGGAUAAGGUUAAGACUGUAUUUAUUCCAACAGGGGAAUCUUUUACAUCAGAGAGUAUUUCUCCACUUAUUGCUACCCUCCCCAUGGAGAUCAAGGGAGAAAUUGAGGAUUUUCUCAAGGUGAUUUUCAAUAUAUUUCAAGAUCUGGAUUUCACAUUCUUAGAGAUGAAUCCUUUCACUCUGGUCAACGGAAAGCCUUAUCCUUUGGAUAUGAGAGGAGAGUUAGAUGACACUGCUGCUUUCAAGAACUUCAAGAAAUGGGGAAACAUUGAAUUUCCAAUGCCAUUUGGAAGGGUUAUGAGUCCUACCGAAAGUUUCAUUCAUGGAUUAGACGAAAAGACAAGCGCGUCUUUAAAAUUCACCGUGCUAAACCCAGUGGGCCGAAUUUGGACUAUGGUAGCUGGAGGAGGUGCCAGUGUAAUCUAUGCUGAUACGGUAGGAGAUCUUGGUUAUGCCCCAGAGCUUGGAAAUUAUGCAGAAUACAGUGGUGCACCAAAGGAAGAUGAGGUCUUGCAGUAUGCUAGAGUUGUAAUUGAUUGUGCAACUGCAAAUCCUGAUGGCCAAAAGCGGGCCCUUGUGAUAGGAGGAGGAAUAGCUAACUUCACUGAUGUGGCAGCUACAUUCAGUGGCAUAAUUCGAGCUCUAAAGGAGAAGGAACAAAAACUAAAAGAAGCAAAUAUGCACAUCUAUGUGAGGAGAGGAGGUCCUAACUACCAAAGGGGUCUUGCAAAAAUGAGGGCACUUGGAGAAGAAAUUGGCAUUCCUAUUGAGGUUUAUGGACCUGAAGCAACAAUGACUGGUAUAUGCAAACAAGCAAUUCAAUGCAUCACUGUUUCUUCUUAAUUAUCAUUUAUCAAUAAACCAAUGCUUUGUGUUAAAGAAUAUUCUGUAGUGAUUAUUGAUUCAUAAUUGUAUUUCCAAUCUACCAGAACUGAGAAAUUUGGUGACAGAGCAUAGAUUGUUGAAAAUUUAAUAAUGUAAUAAAGUGGUCAAGAAUGUUUUGUAUCAUGUAGAAUUCUGAUAGUACAAUCAAGACUCUAUAAAGUGAUAGUGUACUUUGUUUAUGUCAAGUCAAGCUACAAUUUCAUGGUUCUAAGAUUUAUUUUCAUCAUCCAGUAAA